Messenger RNA from Seriola aureovittata, 4001 nucleotides. RefSeq lists its product as uncharacterized. The record is from RefSeq and is a predicted model, not a curated record. The coding region runs from base 181 to 2676 and encodes 831 amino acids. The transcript is spliced from 17 exons. Lineage: Eukaryota; Metazoa; Chordata; Actinopteri; Carangiformes; Carangidae.
CGGUAAUAGAAAGUGACACAAAUCCCAGCAAUGUUCCUUCUCCCCGGUCAGAGAAGCAGAACUCUGUCUAAGAUUUGUGAGGCAUAAAAAAAGACCAAUAAUCAUUUGCAUCUUUGCUACAACAGAGGAGCAGAUUCAUUGUUUCACGGUUUGCAUGGAUUUUUGUGUGAUAGCUAAAAAAUGAUGAUGCCAAAUUUAGGAUCAAAGAAGAAAGACAAUCUAUCCAGAAUGGAUAGAUACACUGAGGACUUGCCAAAGCUGAGCAAUGAGAUGCAGCUGAGCAUCAUGAACAAGGUGAAGAACGGAGAGUUGUCUAUCGAGGAUGCUCUGAACCUUGCCAGGAAGGACCGGGACCAGCUGCUCAAACAGCAGAACCUGGCUGAAGAGGAGCAUCGAGCAUCACAGCACAACUUCAGUGUUCAUAAACACAGUCACUACAGGUGGCAGAAGCGGGUUCUUCAGGUUGACUUCAAGACCAAAAUGCUGUGCAGCAUAGAGAAAGGCAUCAUCAACCGACAACUUCCGUUCUCCAUCGUCAAGAGCUGUGAUGAUGGAGUCGGUUCCAGGUUCUCCAUCUCCUUUAAAGGACAUCAUGACUAUGAACUGGAGGCCACGUCACUGGAAGACAAACACAAGAUAAUGCAGCUUGUGAACCAGAUAAUUUAUGGGAACAUAUACAGUGAUCCUGAAGAGGGAAAUGCAGAAACUCAUCAGCAGCCUCAGGCAACACAGAGCCUUCGGGAAGGCGUCUUGUUACUACACAGAGGAGGCCUGGCAUCAUUCAGAUGGGUGAAAUACGAGGUCCAGCUUCACCCGGGCCAGCUAACACUGUUCCCCUUCAGGUGUCGAGGCCCCGCUGACGAUGAGGUGACACCCUCAGUGCCCGUGUCCAUCGUCAUUCACCUGUCAGACGGUGACACCAGCGCACAGAAAGCUCCCAGCCCGGACACUUUCACCCUGAUCACCCACAAAAAUGAAUACCAAUUCAAGGUGCCUGUAUCAGAUCAAACCAGUGCCCAAGGGGCUGUCCAGAGGGAGCGAGACGCUUGGGUCCAUGCCAUUGAUAAACUGUGUGCAGACUGGAAGAGGAAGUCCAAGGGCAAACACACAUUCGUAGAAACAAAGAUUCUACAAAAUCUCAGCAUAGCCGAAGACGCGGAGGACACCAAUAGAGAUCUUGAGUCAAGCGGUGGAUUUAGUGGUGGCACUAUCAUUUAUCCUCCAGGUGAUUAUGUAAAUGCUGAUCCCACUUCCAGCGGUGACAAAAGUGGAACUUAUCCCUCUGCUGAUUAUACAAAGCCUGUUCCUGCACCUCGCAGCCCGUGGAAGGCUGCUGCUCAAGUUAUCGGACAUGAUACUUUGCCUCCUGUCCCGGCGCCAACCUCUCCCUGUGCUGUUGCCUUAUCAUCACCCACCUCUCCCCCACCCUCACCUUCCCGUAUUCCCCUCACAUCCUCCUCCACAGUCCCAGAGUCUCUUAAACAUGAAUCAGGCUCGUCGGUUGUGAAAGGGCCUUCGCCCCCGAGCAUCCCGGCCGCCCCACCUUUACCCUUCAAACCGAGGACAAACUUAAGAAAAAUACAUACCAAGGCUUUCCACUGGGACCUAGUUGGCUCAGAGAAGAUUGCAAAAUCAUUUUGGAUACAGGAAAGCGGCGGGAGGAUUGAAAUCGACACAUCACGCUUAUACGAGCAAUUUGCUGUUAGAGAUCUGGGGACGUUCGGUGCGGCUGAGCAGAGCAACACCCAGCAUAUUAUGCUCAACCAGAAGAUUGCACACAACUUCAACAUUUUCCUCAAAAGUUUUCCAGUGCAGCCGGGAGAGCUGAAGGACAAACUGUUCAUCGUUAACGAGGAAGAUGGAGGCCUGUCUGAUGAGCACAUCACCUCUCUGAGGAGGUAUGUCCCCACAGUGGAUGAUGUGGAAAUGUACAAAUCCCACCAGGGACCAGUGACAGAACUACAUAUUGUGGACCAGUACAUGAUGGAGAUGUGCAACAUCCCCUACCUGAGCACACAACUCGACCUGCUGCUGAGUCUGAGAGAGCUCCCGAUCGGCAUGAACGACCUGCAGCCCCUGAUUAACCAGAAGAUCAGAAUGUGCAUGCAGCUGUACAACUGCAGGUCAUUUGUUUCCGUGCUGGAGUACCUCCUUGCCAUUGGCAAUUACCUCAACGAGAAUGCCGGAAAGGAAAAGGCCAAGGGAUUCCGCCUCUCCUCCUUAACUAAACUCGCCCAGCUCCGUGGGAGAGACAGGAAGUUCACCUUGCUCCAUGCCCUUGUGGAGCAGAUCAUGUUGCAUGAACCGUGCUUGGCCACUUUCACCGAAGAGCUGGCAGAAUUUGAAACUGUCCCUGGAGCUUCCAUCAAGGGCCUGACCGCAGAAGUAGAUGUCCUGAAGAAUGAACUGCAGAAAGUCAUUCAGUACAGAAAAACUUCCAAGAAGAGAAAUGCUGGAGCUCAUCACCCAAACUUCUCCAAAGACCUGAAGACAGCGAUUGAGAAGUACAACACGGAUCUCGCAGCACUGACAAAGACUUGUGAGGAGAUGAAGAAACUCUACUCUGUCAUACUGGUUAAAUUUGGAGAACCAGCGAAUCAAGACUCUCAGGAUCUCUUUGGGUUGAUCUGUCAAUUCGUCCUCGACUUCAAGAGGGCACAUGCUGAAACUAUAUGAGUUACACAGUAUGAAGUAAAUAUUAGUGACCACUGGGACUACAGUGAAGCUUACUGAGCAAACAAAGUUAUAGUCACUACUCCAAAAUAAGAAUAUUACUUGAUAUUAGAAAUAAUUAAUGAUGAGUUGGGUUGGAUUGGAUUUAGAGUAUAUUUUCUAUAUUUUUCCCCUGUUUUGUUGCACAGAUAUUUCAUCUUACAAUGUGCCCUGGAUGUGAUUAAUUGUAUAGACAUAAGAAGUGCACAGUGAUGCUCAUGCACCUGAACAACAGAUGCUGAAAUCAAUUUUGUGAAUAUAAAACUGAUCAAUGCUGAGUUAUUUCAUGUCAGAGAUGGGCUUGAUUUGAGUUGACUUCAUAUUUACUUUGAGACAAAUCAGUUAUGACAGAUGUGAAACUCCUAUACAUAGGAGUUAUGACAGGAGUUAACAUAGACAACACUUGAGAUAUUCUGAAUAUGUAAUCUUGCUGUGGUCAGGGACAUUUGCUCUCCCAGCGCUGCAGAAGGAGCUCCAAGGCCACCUCUGAUUCAGGACCACAUCUGCACUGUGGAAAAGUUGCACAUUUUCUCAUGCAAAAGCCAGAAGAAACCACCAAUUUUAAUUAAAACUUUGGUGAUUUUUUUUUGAGCAGGAAGCACUCAAAACUAUUUCAUUAAAUUAAAUAAAUGAUUUCCCUCACAGAGCUUUAUCUUAUUUUUAUUUUUUUUUUAUUCCAAUUUGUCAGAGUUGUAGCUGGAUGGAUCAUUAAGGCUUAUUUAUUUAUAUAUUUCUAGACAUUACGUCUUUGUUGCCGCUUUUGAAAUUAAAAACAGAUAAGUAGCUUAACCUUGAGCAUGUACACAAAAUCAACGCUAAAAGUCACUUCAAAUCUUACAGAUCUCCAUUUUCUCUUAGUUUGGAAUUAAUUUCAUUUUUGAAGAGAAUCACAGACACAUAAAUGCAAUCAUUGCCCCUUUGUUAUAGGUGACAAUCAGUAUUGCAGCCAUUCUGUUUCUCAAGCAUUUUGUUGCAGGAGGGUUAAACCUCUGUUUGUAUGGACUCGACACUGCCUUUUACUUUCGAUUCUCCAAGUCAUCAACUAGUUUGUAUAAAAACAAGGUAUCAUAUCUGAUUUUUUCCCUGCACAUGUACAAGUUUGUUUAAAUGACAGGAUAUUUUUAUUCCAUUUGAUAUGCAUUGUAAAAGCUAAAUUACUUUUCCCUUUUUAAAGCUUCCAUAUUAUGUAAUAUGAGAUUCAUGUAUUUUCUAUGCCUCCACACGGGCGACCGCCAUGAAUGACGUUUGGAAAUCUAUCGAUACACCUUAAAUGUCAUUACUAUAACUUU